This is a messenger RNA of Clarias gariepinus (North African catfish), 2045 nucleotides long. RefSeq names its product hydroxysteroid (17-beta) dehydrogenase 3 (gene hsd17b3). Gene Ontology annotation, molecular function: testosterone dehydrogenase (NADP+) activity. The record is from RefSeq and is a predicted model, not a curated record. NCBI's taxonomy places the organism in Eukaryota, Metazoa, Chordata, Actinopteri, Siluriformes, Clariidae. Gene Ontology annotation, cellular component: endoplasmic reticulum. The transcript is spliced from 11 exons. The coding region runs from base 207 to 1136 and encodes 309 amino acids.
AGCCAGAUUACCAGCACAAAUUCCCAAAAGCAAAUAUAACUGGGAAUGUGAAACCUGUUGGGCCUGAUUGGGUGAAUCUGCCAUCAGUCAGUGGGAGGUUGAGUGAACUGGAGGAUUGUGUUUGAAAGGCCAACCGAGGAGAAGAGCAGUGCAAAAGGGACCAGGCGUGCUGUCAGGAUACACUCAGCUCCUGUCCUCAUUCUGAAAUGGCACUAAUUGAGUUCAUCUUUGUCUUGAGUGGUGCCUGCAUUGUCCUUGCUUGGCUAGGCCGCGUGUUUACGAUGCUUGCUCCGAAGGUCUUUUGGCCGAUUCCUGGGAAUUUCUUUACGUCAAUGGGAAAAUGGGCAGUCAUCACUGGAGGGUCAGAUGGAAUAGGAAAAGCUUAUGCAGAAGAGUUUGCAAGACUUGGGCUGAAUGUGGUGAUCAUUAGCAGGAGUAAAGAGAAGCUUGACAGAGUUGCGAGAGAACUAGAGAAUAAAAUGGACAGAAAGGUCAUGGUUAUAGUGGCUGACCUUACCAAGAAUGAUAUUGAUGGGCACAUAAAAAAAUAUAUUCAAGGUUUGGAAGUUGCUGUUUUAGCUUUGUUGUGUGCAGUUAACAAUGUGGGGAUUUUGCCAAGUUAUUUACCUUACAAAUUCCUUGAUACAGUUCAUCUGGAAGAGAAAAUUAAUCAAAUGAUCAACUGUAAUGUAAAAGCAAUGGUCAAGAUGUGCCAAAUUGUCCUUCCUGGAAUGGUGAAAAGAGGACAGGGCAUCAUCCUAAACAUUUCAUCUGGCAUUUCUAAAACUCCCUGGCCUAUGUAUACUUUAUAUUCAUCUACAAAGGUGUUUGUGGAAAUAUUCUCACGAGGUCUUCAAGCUGAAUACAAAUCCAAUGGAAUUCUUAUUCAGAGCGUGUGUCCUUUUGGGGUCUCAACUGCAAUGAUAGGCUUUCAGAAACCAAGUAUAAUUACAUUAACCCCUGAGGAAUUUGUGAGAAGCUCCCUGAGGUACCUGAAAGCUGGAGAGCAAACAUAUGGCAGUGUCAGACAUACAGUUAUGGGCUGGAUCAUACAGGCAAUCCCUGCCUGGGCCUUGAGAAAAGAAGCAUUUCACCAAAGCUUUCAAGAGUAUGUAAAAAAGCAAAUGGGUGGCUGAGUGCUGUCUUUGUAAUCAAGCAUUUUGCUUGUGCAUCUUAUUUCUUGAUGCCACUAGUAAUUGUUGUUUGUAUGCCACCAUCUAAAACCAUUCCUUGGGAAAAUAAAAGACGUCUAAGUCGUACUAAAAGCCUUAUCAGCAAACUAAGAUAGCAGAAUGUACUGUAUACGACUGUACUUCCUAUGUAACAAGGCAUGAGAUGAGGGUCAGGGACAGUCUGCACCUACUGCUCUCAAGAUAAAGGAGAAAAGCACUCAAAUUAUACAACAGAUUAUUUUUUUGUGCUUUAAAGGCAAAUUGCAUUUAACUGAAUUACUGUUCACGUUAUCAGACACAUUCAUCAAGUACACACACACACACACACACACACACACAUCCAAAAACAGAGUAGAAUGGAAACUUUUCAAAUGUAUGGCUCCAUCUAGUGGAAACACCUCAUCUUAAAUACACAUUUUUAUAUAGAAAAAAUACAGUAUAUGCCAUUAUAUGCAUAAAUAAAAUAUAACACCUGGUGUUGGCAUUAACAUUAUGUCUGACUGUUGCAUGUGUGUGAUGCCCUGCAGUUUAGGUCAUUCAGGGUCACUUCUCAUUUCAGGCUCUGUGUUCAACCCUGACCGCGAUAAACCAGGUACUAAAGAGGAAUAAUUAAUUGAUUAUUUCAGCAUCUAAUUGCACAUUAUUGCAACCUUGUUAAUUACAAAUAAAUCAUUCUUCUUAUACAGGAGGACUCAUAUUUGUACACAGUUGGCACCAUAAUUACAGAAUACCUAACUGCUGCUAAGACAGUAACUCUGUGAAUACAGACAAAGCUUCUUUUAUUAAUAAUCUAUCAUCAUGGAUAAAACUAUUUUCUGGCCAGCCAGACAGUGACCUUGUUAUCUGAGCAAGGAAAACGCUGGACAAACAAAU